AUGCGUUACACUCAACUAUAUGGUAUCUCACUCUGUGUCGUGCUGGGAAUCUUCGGGCUUGUCUGUGUUGCACUAGGGUCUCCUAUCCAAAACCCUUCUUCCCUUCAGGUCGAGACUGCAAAGUCAAGCACUUCGCCCAAUGUCAUUGUGCAGUUCCACGGUACACAACCUGUGGACGAAGGUGUCAUGCAGAUCGCUCGAGUAAACGUACAAACUCUGUUACACCUCUCCGCGAGGAAAAUCUCCGGUACUCCAGAUUUAACCGUUCACGAGUGGCGAGGGAAUCCGCAAGUUUCUGCGGAAGAUAAGCACGUAACUUUUCUCGUUAUAGUGACAGAGUUGGGGAAAGAGGACUCCCGGGGCUACACAGGAUACUACACAUACACGGGAGUGCCGAGACCAUAUCAGCUUAAUGAUAUGAAGUGGAUAGAGCGUGUCAUGACCGCAAAGUUGAUUGAUCCACACGGAAACACAGUUCUUGAACUUCCUUACGCCGGGACUUCCCAAGAGGUAGUACUUGCCAAAAAGUACAAAGAUACUUCUAGCAAAGGAUCGAUGUAG
Lentinula edodes (shiitake mushroom) is the source of this 561-nucleotide messenger RNA. RefSeq lists its product as uncharacterized. NCBI's taxonomy places the organism in Eukaryota, Fungi, Basidiomycota, Agaricomycetes, Agaricales, Omphalotaceae. The record is from RefSeq and is a predicted model, not a curated record. The transcript is spliced from 3 exons. The coding region runs from base 1 to 561 and encodes 186 amino acids.